This is a messenger RNA of Microdochium trichocladiopsis, 905 nucleotides long. RefSeq lists its product as uncharacterized. The coding region runs from base 70 to 441 and encodes 123 amino acids. NCBI's taxonomy places the organism in Eukaryota, Fungi, Ascomycota, Sordariomycetes, Xylariales, Microdochiaceae. The record is from RefSeq and is a predicted model, not a curated record. The transcript is spliced from 2 exons.
CUACCUCGUCCAUAGACCCUUCAUCUGGGGAACGCCGUCCUUCAACAGACCACUGUCGAGAUCUUCACAAUGCAAACCACAACAUUCCUUGCGUUAGUGUGCGGGAGCGCUGCGGCCGGCAACGCCGCUGCCAUCCCUGGUAGCGAUCCUUAUGUUGGUGAUCUUAGGACAUUCGGUGAGGUCGGGUGCUCCUCAGACAACCAGGGCGUCGCGACAAUCGUGCUAUCUCGAGUUAAGCCGUGCACCCCGUAUCCUCUCGCUUUCAAGUCGAUCGCAAUCCACGGCUUUGAUCGCUGGGAAUUCCUUGUUCAUACCACAGAUGACUGCACUGAUGAAGGCACACCUGUCCAACCCACAGCUCCUGGUGCUGCUGAUCUCGUCUGCACCAGCGCACCUGUCCGCGCAGCCUACGUCGCGUUUUCCAUCGUUGCAGCUCCAUAAAUGUCAAGGCAUUGAUUCUGAGCUACAAAGUCACGCAGUAUCAUAGUGUAUGACUGGCAGGACCACUCGGCAUGUCCAGUCGUUAGUCAUCCCUUACAAUUUGUCAUGUCUGACUUUGCUUGAGCCGACCUGAUUUGUUUCGACCCAGGUGCAUUGAAGCCUGUCAAAUUGGCGUUACCAUAUCGUUCCUGUUGAUCUUUUGGGUCAGAAUAUGAGUCGAUGUCUGCUCAGACUCGACUGCUUGAGAUCGUGGUAAUGAAGGCAUACAGCACGUUUUGUAGAUAUUAUUGGGACAUGCGACAAGUCAGGAUCUGUUGGUGGCGAGAUGGAUUGCAUUCUUGUCAUAAGGAGCAGGCACUAGGUCGACUUGACUUAUGUUUGUUUCCAACAAUCUUGUUGACCAACAAAGUAUAGCACAGCAAACUGGCCGCAUGCCUUGCAAAUGACUUCCGGUCCAUUGCCCU